GUGUGUCCUUUUUGUAUUCUUGUUCACACAGCUUAGCUUGUUUCUUCUUUCUUCUUUCUCUCACAUAAGUUACCAAUUACCAGUUUCUCUCCUAUCUCUCCGCAACCGGAAAAUUCGUUUCUCCUGUUAUCCCUGGGAUAUCUCGAAUCAUAUUCCUGAUUCCUCUGUAUCUCUUAGAAAUUCAAUUCAAUUCAAAAGAAGCGAUGAGGAGGUGUGAGCUGUGCAAAGCCAAGGCGCGCACGCACUGCGCGUCGGAUCGGGCGAGCCUGUGCUGGGAUUGCGACGCCUCCGUGCACUCGGUUAGCUUCCUAGUGGCGCGCCACUCCAGGAGACUUCUCUGCGACGUCUGCCAGUCGCCGAUGCCGUGGACGGUCUCCGGCGGAAAGAUCACCCCUACCGUCUCCGUCUGCGAACAAUGCGCCGGUCAGGAGCUGUGCGAAGGCAGCGGUGGAGGAGAAUCGGAGGAGGACAAUCAAAUCGUUCCAUACUCGCCGCUGCCGCCAGAGAGCGACGAUGAGGCGAUUGACGGUGGAAACGUCGUCGUUUGGCGGAAGAAGAUGAGAAUUGAGAUAACGGCAGGCGGAUCGGAGCUGCGCGAUGUCUCGGCGUGGUGUUAAUGUGUGUGGAUCGGGGAUUUUGGAUUCGCUGCGUAUGCUCCACCGUGAAGAUACGGGUUCGGGUCAACAAACGGUGGACUACUCCGAUUAUUCUGGUCCGUCGAUCUGAAUUUCUAUCAGAUUUGGUUGUGUAUAUAAUUUCACCCAUAAAUAACUUCUACUCCUAUUUUGGAAAAACUACUACCUGGGAACUCUGAUUAGAUUUGAGAUUUGGUUGUGAUUUGGGAUUGAAUUGAGUUGAUAUGAAUUCGAAUUGAUAUGCG
Salvia hispanica is the source of this 880-nucleotide messenger RNA. NCBI's taxonomy places the organism in Eukaryota, Viridiplantae, Streptophyta, Magnoliopsida, Lamiales, Lamiaceae. The record is from RefSeq and is a predicted model, not a curated record.